AGAAACUACUAGUGUACCCCUAAAAUCAUACGAAUUAACUACAUUAACUUAUGGCACAAGACCAGCAUCCUUUAUAGCGGUUAGAUGCUUACACCAAUUAGCAGAAGACGAAAAAAAUGAAUUUCCAUUGGCGGCUAAAGUGGUAGUGGAGAAUUUUUAUAUGGAUGAUCUUUUAAUCGGUGCUGAAACUAUAGACGAGGUCAUGGAAAUAAAAAAGCAGGUAACUGAAUUGUUAAAGAAAGGAGGUUUUGAAUUACAUAAGUGGAAUAGUAAUAUCGGUAGACUGAAGAAAGAUACCGCAGAAGGACCGGUGAUAACUUUAGCAAAGAUCUUAAUGCAGAAUUUAUGGUCUUGGAGAGUGGGAUGGGAUGAUUCGGUACCCGUAAGCAUCCAAAACUCAUGGUCGAUGAUCAGAUCACAAUUAUCUACUCUAGAAUUGAUAGACAUAAAUAGGUUAAUGAUUGACACCAACGAGGUAGAUCAAAUCGAUUUGCACGGUUUCAGCGAUGCUAGUGAGCAGGCCUAUAGGGCUUGUAUUUAUAUAAGAUGCAGGAACUUAAAAGGAAAUUACCAUAUGGCCCUGGUUUGCUCUAAGUCAAGAGUCGCACCUUUGAAAGCCUUGUCAUUGCCUAGAUUAGAAUUAUCGGGUGCAUUGUUAUUAAUACGAUUAAUGAAUAAGGUGGUGGCUAGCUUGGGAGUGAAGGUGCAGAGGAAACACUAUUGGACCGACUCACAAAUUGUGUUGGUAUGGGAUAGGAUCACCAGCCAAAAGGUGGCAUACAUUUGUCGCUAA
This is a messenger RNA of Wasmannia auropunctata (little fire ant), 793 nucleotides long. RefSeq lists its product as uncharacterized. The record is from RefSeq and is a predicted model, not a curated record. NCBI's taxonomy places the organism in Eukaryota, Metazoa, Arthropoda, Insecta, Hymenoptera, Formicidae. The annotation marks the transcript as partial. The transcript is spliced from 2 exons.